AUGGAGGUCCCAUCGUCACCCAAGCCGUUGCCGCUGCCGCGGGCAAAGCUCAAAUCGCUUCUCGCACUCAGCAGCCUCGCGCCGCUGCCAUUGAUUCAAGCCCACCACGAGUGCAUCGAUGACAGCGACGCGCAUGUGGCCAAGGCGGAGUUCAACUCGGUGCUGCCUCACGUCGUGCACAAGGACAUCUUUGCAGGCUCGACCGAAGGGUUGCCGAUCGGGAGCGAAGACGCGUCCCGGCACCUCGCGCACCUCCUCGCGGAGUUUGAGCGCCGGUUUUGGAAAAGCCAACAAGAAGGCGACGUCUUCGCUCGUGAGCCGAUCGUCGACCCGACGGCGUUGGCGUUCGACUCGAACUUUGAGAGCGCCAACCUCGCGAGUGCGUACCGCGUCCACGGCCGCAACUACUCGUUCCUAUCGCAGUGCACGAGCAAGCACGGCAACGCGGCCGGUCCGAGUCUUGUCGAUCAAGAAUACGACCUUUACUGCACCAACGACACGUAUACACUCGGACACAUUCAGUGGUACUACUUCAAGGUCACGCGGCCACCCGGCAGUAGCGGCCGACUCCGUGUGCGCUUCAACCUGCGCAACAUGAUGAAGCACGACAGCUUGUACAACUGCGGCAUGCUACCAGCCGUCUACUCGGAGGCCAAGGCCAACGCUGGCAUGGCAGGCUGGACCCACGGCGGCGAAGAAGCCUACUACUACCAGAACGCCGACAUUUACACGCGCGUGCGUCGGGGACUCCGCCGAAACCUGUCGCACUAUACGCUCAGCUUUAUCUACACGUUUGAGCCGUCGGACGACGUCGUGUACUUUGCCCACUGCUUUCCCUACACGUACACGUACCUCCAGACGUACUUGACGUCGCUCGAGAAAUGCCCCUUGCGCAGCCGCAACCUCCGGCGGCGGACGCUCUGCUCGACGCUGUGUGGCAACCCGUGCGAUAUGCUCACGAUCACCGAAUUUACGUCCGAGCCCCAAGUACUACGGCAGCGCACGGGCGUCGUUCUCACUGCGCGCGUGCACCCGGGUGAAACCAACGGCAGCUUCUUGCUGCACGGCAUCAUCGAGUUCCUCACAGGCUUCUCGGACGAAGCGAUCGCGCUGCGGAAAUGCUACGUUUUCAAAAUCAUCCCAAUGCUCAAUCCCGACGGCGUCAUCCACGGCAACUACCGCUGCUCGCUCGCGGGUAUCGACCUCAACCGGCGCUGGUCGCAGCCGUCCGAGCUCUACCACCCGACGAUCUACGCGGCCAAAAAGAUGAUUGCGCUCAUGCGUCAAUCCCGCAAAGUGCUUCUCUUUUGCGACUUUCACGGCCACAGCCGCAAGAAAAACAUGUUUACGUACGGCUGCAAGCCGUACCUCUCGUGGUCGCGCCUCGAAGACGCCAAGGUGCGGCUCUUCCCUUACGUGCUCUGCAAAACGUCGAGCGCCCAGGCCGGAGGCUACUUUAGCUUUACGGAUUGCACGUUCAACGUCACUCGCUCCAAGCGCUCGACGGGCCGCGUCACGGUCUGGAGUGACAUUCAGAUCCUCAAUAGCAUCACGCUGGAAGCGUCCUUCUGCGGGACCGGCGACAACAAGGCGCGGCGUAGCAUCGCGGCGUUUGCGACGACGAAACCCAACCACACGCCGCGGCACUUUACGCAGCGCGACUUUACGCGCUCGGGCGAACAGUUCUGCCACGCUCUCACAACGUACGGCGACCUUCUGGGGAUUGAACCCAUUGACGCAACCAAGUUGCUCGGCGCGUCGGCUGUCAAGCGCAACGGCGACGCGCUAUCGGAGCUCCUCGACCUCGACGAGACACCGAUCGAGCCGAUUGCGCGCGACCCAACGUUGCUCACGAGUACGACGGCCUUUGGCGCCAACGAUUUCGCCUACUCCGAGGCCGCGCUGAGUCUCCUCGACGAGCUUGCGUCCUGCGUGCCCAGCCCACCCGAAAGUGCAGUCGAGUCGGAAAACUCGAGUGGCUCCGACUCGAACCCGUCCGAAGACAACUACGAGCCCGAGGAGCUCGAAAGCAACGCCGUGUGGCAAGCCUUUCGGCGCAGUGUCGUACUGCGGCGGUCGUCAGCUCUCAAGAGCGCCUCCGCUGGGUCCAACUCGGGCCGCACGGCGUCGCUCAUGCUCUCGUCGUCGCUGGCCAAAAAAACGAUUAAAUUGUACACCGUCCAAAGCGCGUGCAGCGGCAUUGACGUGGUCAUGUAG
Saprolegnia parasitica CBS 223.65 is the source of this 2217-nucleotide messenger RNA. RefSeq lists its product as hypothetical. The record is from RefSeq and is a predicted model, not a curated record. Bases 1 to 2217 code for a protein of 738 amino acids. Gene Ontology annotation, biological process: proteolysis. Gene Ontology annotation, molecular function: metallocarboxypeptidase activity; zinc ion binding. The transcript is spliced from 8 exons. NCBI's taxonomy places the organism in Eukaryota, Oomycota, Saprolegniomycetes, Saprolegniales, Saprolegniaceae.